This is a messenger RNA of Aspergillus candidus, 1090 nucleotides long. RefSeq names its product acetolactate decarboxylase. NCBI's taxonomy places the organism in Eukaryota, Fungi, Ascomycota, Eurotiomycetes, Eurotiales, Aspergillaceae. The record is from RefSeq and is a predicted model, not a curated record. The transcript has a single exon. Gene Ontology annotation, molecular function: acetolactate decarboxylase activity. Gene Ontology annotation, biological process: acetoin biosynthetic process. The coding region runs from base 250 to 978 and encodes 242 amino acids.
CUCGACUCCAAAUUCCGUCAAAUCCCCCGCUAUUACACUUCAAGACACAAAAACAACCAACCACGCUUUACAUCACUGUAUAUACGCGCGAGUGAGCAUUGACUACCGCUAUUCGACCAGCACUGCGGGGCAAGGCGUCCAGCUCGCAACUUACCAACCGCGCAAUCAGAGAGUCCAAGUCAGACAGACACAACCACCGCCGCCGAAACAACACCACGAGCGAAUCCAACAACACGGCCAACCGCAAGAAUGGCAGAACCCAACACCCUCUAUCAAUACUCGCUCCUCAACGCCCUCAUGCACGGCAUCAGCACCACAGGCCCCACCCUCUCGGAAGUCCUCAAGCACGGCGACCACGGCCUCGGCACCAUCACCCACCUCAACGGCGAAAUCGUCAUUAUAAACGGCAAGGCCUACCACUUCCCGCCAGACUACACAAACCUGCAGCCUCUCUCGCCAACAGAGCAAAUGCCCUUCCUGAUGAUCACGCGCUUCGAACCCACCCUCACGAAGCGGCUGUCUGCCCCGCUCUCGAUGAAUACCCUCGAUAAAGCGCUUGCGCCGCUCCUUCCGACUAAGCAGAAUCAUUUUAUCUCGGUGAAGGUUGAGGGCGCGUUCAGCGUUGUGCGGUGUCGGUUUGUCCCUGCGCAGGAGAGGCCGCGGCAGUCGCUGAAGGAGCUGGGACAGCGCGUGUCGCCGGUUGAGUUUCGCGAUGUGAGGGGGACGCUGUUUGGGUUCUGGUCGCCGGAGUAUGCGAAUGGGUUUAGUGUUGCGGGGUUUCAUUUGCAUUUCGUGGCGGAGGGGGGCGAGAAGGGCGGUCAUGUUACGGGGUUUGAGGUCGAUGAUGAGGUGGUGUUGGGCGCGGCUGCUAUUAAGGAUUAUAGGGUUGAGUUGCCUGAUUCGGAGGAGUUUCAGGAGGAGGUUGUUACGAAUGCGCAGGCGGCGGAUUUGCAUGCUGUUGAGGGGGCUAGACAUUAAACCUUUUGAAUGUUUUUCUUUUUGGGUAUGGGUAUGGUGUGGUUAUGGUACAUUAUACGAAGAUGAAGAUCAUGAUGAUUAUCAUAUGUACAGUUGCAUGCAUUAUUUCUGG